AUGCCCCGGCCAGGGAAGAACUCCUACAGUGACCAGAAACCUCCAUACUCAUACAUCUCUCUGACCGCCAUGGCCAUCCAAAGUUGCUCUGAGAAGAUGCUCCCUCUCAGUGACAUCUACAAAUUCAUCAUGGACCGUUUCCCAUAUUACCGUGAGAACACUCAGCGUUGGCAAAACUCACUCCGGCACAACCUUUCCUUCAACGACUGCUUCAUUAAGAUCCCUCGACGCCCUGACCAGCCUGGCAAGGGAAGCUUCUGGGCCCUGCAUCCAGACUGUGGAGACAUGUUUGAGAAUGGCAGCUUCCUGCGCCGCCGCAAACGUUUUAAGCUCCUUCGAGUAGAACAUUCGGCAUGCAAGAGUAGCCCCUUGCUACACUCCUACCAUUCUCACCAUCAUACUCAGCACUCAUUGCAUCAGUCCCACCAUCAUUCGGGAAAGCUGGGUGUGGGACAUCCAGAGUACCUGAGCACCAUGGGCCGACUUUCCCACUUUCAGAGCUACACGCUCAGUGGUGGGCAGACUGGCAGCUUCAAGCAUCCGUUUGCCAUCGAGAGUCUGAUCGGCCGAGACUAUAAAGGAGUGAUGGCUAGCGGUUUGCCUAUUGCAUCGGUCAUGCAUCACCUGGGCUAUCCCAUGCCCCCUCAGCUGGGUGGUAUGGUCAAUUCUGUGUGGCCACACGUUGGCAUGCUGUCCGAGCCAGUGUCAUCAGACUAUCCCCCAUUCAGUGUGGCAGUGAAGGGGCUUUACCAUCACCAUCCUGGAACCCAGAGCUUGCCUGCUGUGCCCAUGCCCAUCAAACCUACACCAACCCUGGGCACAGUGCCCUCCUUAACUGCCAUUACACCAGGAGUUACACAGUUAUGCCCAAGAACAGCAGCAAUGAUGGAGAGGGAUGCAGCUCUUAUUGAGGAAAAAAGUGGGUCUCUUCAUCCUGCUCACCUGCAGUCUUGAAACAUAAACUGAUGACGAGAGCACGUUUUGGAUCUCUUUGGACUUAAGAUGCCAACCUUUUCCUGAAGAUCUGUAGUGUCAUUUAAAAACUGUUAAAAAAGCACUUUUGGCUUUGUAUUUUAGGCUACUUUAUAUUAUGCAGAGGGCAGAUUUUAUCAGAAGUUUUGCCGUUUUCUGCUUCGUGUUUAAUGAGGUAUGUGUACAUGCUUUAACUUCUUUAAAAUGUAUACUGUACAAACAAAGGACUGUAUAAACUUGAAAAAGAAAA
Danio aesculapii is the source of this 1222-nucleotide messenger RNA. It is a transcript of the gene foxb2, whose product is annotated as forkhead box B2. The transcript has a single exon. Bases 1 to 954 code for a protein of 317 amino acids. The record is from RefSeq and is a predicted model, not a curated record. Lineage: Eukaryota; Metazoa; Chordata; Actinopteri; Cypriniformes; Danionidae. Gene Ontology annotation, biological process: anatomical structure morphogenesis; regulation of transcription by RNA polymerase II; cell differentiation. Gene Ontology annotation, molecular function: RNA polymerase II cis-regulatory region sequence-specific DNA binding; DNA-binding transcription factor activity, RNA polymerase II-specific.